CCCGUCCUCCCCCGACACAGGUGACCGCGGCGAAGUAGGCCGCGAGCCAGAUGUGGGGCGGGCGGACCGGGGCCUUGCCCCGGGUGUGGGGGUUGUGGCCGACAGGGGUGCUCGGGAGGAGACAGCGAAGCUGCAAUGCUCCGUCGCUGGCAGGAAGCAACUCCCCCCAGUGUUGGAACUGCGGUGGUCCAGGGGGGCCCAUUCGUGUGGACGGGUUCUUCUGUCCACAGUGCCGGGCGCUGCAGCCACCUGACCCCACUCGAGACCACUUCAGCCUUAUGGACUGCAACCGUUCCUUCAGAGUUGAUACUGCAAAGCUCCAGCAUAGGUACCAGCAACUACAGCGUCUUGUCCACCCAGAUUUCUUCAGCCAGAGGUCUCAGACUGAAAAGGACUUCUCAAAGAAGCAUUCAACUCUGGUGAAUGAUGCCUAUAAGACUCUUCUGACCCCCCUGAGCAGAGGACUAUACCUUCUAAAGCUCCAUGGAGUAGAGAUUUCUGAAGGAACAGAUUAUGAAGUGGACGGGCAAUUCCUCAUGGAAAUAAUGGAUAUCAAUGAAAAACUCGCAGAAGCUCAAAGUGAAGCUGCCAUGGAAGAGAUUGAAUCUGUUGUCAGAGAUAAACAGAAAGAACUGACUGACAGUGUGAGCAGAGCUUUUGAACAAGAGCCUGGAAGACAGGUGUCGGCUGGAACAAACAGAAAAAGACAGCUAGAAGACAUCUUCUUUCCUCUGAACAAUAUAAGUUGAUUUCUCAUUUGAUCACCUUUUGUUUAUUAAGGACCAGCUGAAGCAUCUGUUGAGACAGUAGAGGAUAUUUGCUGAGUAACAUGAGCAAUCAGGCAUUUAAUGAGUAUCUCUAU
Molecule: messenger RNA, 862 nt
Organism: Molossus molossus (Pallas's mastiff bat)
Lineage: Eukaryota; Metazoa; Chordata; Mammalia; Chiroptera; Molossidae
Gene: HSCB
Product: HscB mitochondrial iron-sulfur cluster cochaperone
Exons: 6
Coding region: 51-749 (232 amino acids)
Biological process (GO): [2Fe-2S] cluster assembly; protein complex oligomerization
Cellular component (GO): mitochondrion
Molecular function (GO): ATPase activator activity; protein-folding chaperone binding
Source: RefSeq, a predicted model, not a curated record